AGAGCCUCGGGCGCGGCGGGAGCGCAGUUAGAGCCGAUCUCCCGCGCCCCGAGGUUGCUCCUCUCCGAGGUCUCCCGCGGCCCAAGUUCUCCGCGCCCCGAGGUCUCCGCGCCCCGAGGUCUCCGCGGCCCGAGGUCUCCGCCCGCACCAUGCGGCUGGGCAGUCCUGGACUGCUCUUCCUGCUCUUCAGCAGCCUUCGAGCUGAUACUCAGGAGAAGGAAGUCAGAGCGAUGGUAGGCAGCGACGUGGAGCUCAGCUGCGCUUGCCCUGAAGGAAGCCGUUUUGAUUUAAAUGAUGUUUACGUAUAUUGGCAAACCAGUGAGUCGAAAACCGUGGUGACCUACCACAUCCCACAGAACAGCUCCUUGGAAAACGUGGACAGCCGCUACCGGAACCGAGCCCUGAUGUCACCGGCCGGCAUGCUGCGGGGCGACUUCUCCCUGCGCUUGUUCAACGUCACCCCCCAGGACGAGCAGAAGUUUCACUGCCUGGUGUUGAGCCAAUCCCUGGGAUUCCAGGAGGUUUUGAGCGUUGAGGUUACACUGCAUGUGGCAGCAAACUUCAGCGUGCCCGUCGUCAGCGCCCCCCACAGCCCCUCCCAGGAUGAGCUCACCUUCACGUGUACAUCCAUAAACGGCUACCCCAGGCCCAACGUGUACUGGAUCAAUAAGACGGACAACAGCCUGCUGGACCAGGCUCUGCAGAAUGACACCGUCUUCUUGAACAUGCGGGGCUUGUAUGACGUGGUCAGCGUGCUGAGGAUCGCACGGACCCCCAGCGUGAACAUUGGCUGCUGCAUAGAGAACGUGCUUCUGCAGCAGAACCUGACUGUCGGCAGCCAGACAGGAAAUGACAUCGGAGAGAGAGACAAGAUCACAGAGAAUCCAGUCAGUACCGGCGAGAAAAACGCGGCCACGUGGAGCAUCCUGGCUGUCCUGUGCCUGCUUGUGGUCGUGGCGGUGGCCAUAGGCUGGGUGUGCAGGGACCGAUGCCUCCAACACAGCUAUGCAGGUGCCUGGGCUGUGAGUCCGGAGACAGAGCUCACUGGUGAGUUUGCCGUGGGAAGCAGCAGGUUCUGGGGGGCCCAGGGGAGGCUUGGCUGCCAGCUGUCUUUCAGAGUUUCAAAAAACUUUCAGAAGGCAGAAGUCCCUUGCCUUGAACAACUGUUGUUCCUGGAGACGCAGCGAAGCCCUCGAUGGUGCGCACGGCAUUUCCUGCAGCCUCCCCUUGGCAUGGGAUGGCAUCCUGGUGUGCACUUUGUCACACUGCGAUGGGAUUUUCCCAACAUGCACAGAAGCAGAGAGACGAGUGCUAGACUCCCGCGCUCCCCAGUGCCCAGCCCCGACCAGGGUGUCCAGGGCGGGUCCAGGCACCGGCGCCCAGCCCCCAUGGGGUGUCCGGAGUGGGUCCAGGCACCGGCGCCCAGCCCCCGUGGGGUGUCCAGGGCGGGUCCAGGCACCGGCGCCCAGCCCCCGUGGGGUGUCCAGGGCGGGUCCAGGCACCGGCGCCCAGCCCCCAUGGGGUGUCCGGAGUGGGUCCAGGCACCGGCGCCCAGCCCCCGUGGGGUGUGCAGGGCGGGUCCAGGCACCGGCGCCCAGCCCCUGUGGGGUGUCCGGAGCGGGUCCGGGCACCGCCAGCUUCUCUCUGUGGCAGCCACUCCUGCAGCUCUCGUUUGCCCCUCAGUUCCAGGAGCAACAUAGAUGUGGAUUCCUGUCCAAUUUGGGAAAAAUGUCCACACACGGUCACCCACCUGGCAGGUGCCUCUGGCUGCAAGGGGCGCUGGGCUUCGCAGGCAGGCCAGCCGGGCUCCCCGCCAUGGGCCAGGAUCCCCUCCGAGCCCUGUUUGCCGCCCAGGAGAAGGGGUUCCCCGGGGACAGUGGGCUCAGGGUGUGCGCAGCCACCACGCUGUGGUGUCACCUGUGGACCCAGGCGAGCUGAUGGCCGACCGCAGAAACGCACUUCCAAGGCCAGGUCGGCCCAUCCAGAUGAUGCAGGAACACAGCUUGCUAAAAACACGGCCGGCCUGUUCCCGUCGGAGCCAGUCGAAGUUCCCUGAACAGGCCGCUGUUUCCGAAGCUUUAAACCCUGUGUUUCCACCAAGCUGAGUCCUGAGAAAACCGGCGUCUGCCUGCAGAAGGGAAAGGGGUGCUUCAUGUUCCUCUCUCUCCUUCAUCUCCCUUCCAAGGCCACGUUUGACCGGAGCUCACCGCCCAGAGCGUGGACAGGGCUUCCGUGAGACGCCACCGUGAGAGGCCAGGUGGCAGCUUGAGCAUGGACUCCCAGACUGCAGGGGAGCACUUGGGGCAGCCCCCAGAAGGACCACUGCUGGAUCCCAGGGAGAACCUGCUGGCGUUGGCUGUGAUCCUGGAAUGAGGCCCUUUCAAAAGCGUCAUCCACACCAAAGGCAAAUGUCCCCAAGUGAGUGGGCUCCCCGCUGUCACUGCCAGUCACCCACAGGAAGGGACUGGUGAUGGGCUGUCUCUACCCGGAGCGUGCGGGAUUCAGCACCAGGCUCUUCCCAGUACCCCAGACCCACUGUGGGUCUUCCCGUGGGAUGCGGGAUCCUGAGACCGAAGGGUGUUUGGUUUAAAAAGAAGACUGGGCGUCCGCUCUUCCAGGACGGCCUCUGUGCUGCUGGGGUCACGCGAGGCUGUUUGCAGGGGACACGGUCACAGGAGCUCUUCUGCCCUGAACGCUCCCAACCUGCCUCCCGCCCGGAAGCCACAGGACCCACUCAUGUGUGUGCCCACAAGUGUAGUUAGCCGUCCACACCGAGGAGCCCCCGGAAGUCCCCACUGGGCUUCAGUGUCCUCUGCCACAUUCCCUGGGAGGAACAAUGUCCCUCGGCUGUUCCGGUGAAAAGUUGAGCCACCUUUGGAAGACGCACGGGUGGAGUUUGCCAGAAGAAAGGCUGUGCCAGGGCCGUGUUUGGCUACAGGGGCUGCCGGGGCUCUUGGCUCUGCAGCGAGAAAGACACAGCCCAGCAGGGCUGGAGACGCCCAUGUCCAGCAGGCGCAGGCCUGGCAACACGGUCCCCAGAGUCCUGAGCAGCAGUUAGGUGCAUGGAGAGGGUAUCACCUGGUGGCCACAGUCCCCCUUCUCACCUCAGCAAUGAUCCCCAAAGUGAGAGGUGGCUCCCCCGGCCCCCACCACCCUCAGCAGCCCCACCCCACUCAACCCUGAGGGUCCCCAGGGUCCUGAUGAAGACCUCCGACCCCAGCGCCAGGCUCCUCGGAGCCCAACAGUCCCAAGGGGGCAGUGCUGAGGGGUACAGCCCUGGGCCCUGACCAGCCCCGGCACCUGCCAUGCUGGUUCCCGGAAUGAAUCAGCUGCUGACUGUCUCCAGAAGGGCUGGAAAGGAUGCUGCCAGGUGACCCGAGGUGCACUCGCCCCAGGGAGAUGGAGUAGACAGCCUGGCCUGGCCCUCGGGACACAUUGUCUGCCCCGGGGCUAUGGGCAAAUGCCCCUCCUUCUUACUUCCCAGAAUCCCCUGACAUUCCCAGGGUCAGCCAGGACCUGUUACAGCCCUGGUCACUUGGAACUGACAGCUGUGUGAGGCCUGCACUUCUCAGACCCAGACUUAGAACAAAAGGAGGAGUGAGGACUCAAGGCUACAAUGAGGUUCCAGUACUUGUUACAAGAAAUUGGUUUUCUGCAAAAAAAGUCCCUACCUGGGCCUUUAGGUGAAUGUGGGAUCCACUCCCGCUUUUAACAUGAAAGCAUUAGAAGAUGUGUGGUGUUUAUAAAAGAACAGUUGUCAUCACCGGGCAUUGAUUGGCAGGGACAAGGAGCUGCUUGGGUGUGGAAAGUUGGGGCGUUGGAAAGUGGGCUGUGGUGCCCAUUUGCAGUGACUGUGAAGUGACUCCAGGACGGACCUGCGGGGGCACCCAGAGAUCCUAAGCCCCAGGACUGAGGGUCGUGCAUCACCACUCGGGUGUCCCGGGAGGUGCCCUGGGCCCGGGGACCUCACAGGCAGGACGGCGACACUAAUGCAGGGAGAGGGAGUCUGGCCCCAGCUUUUCCUAUCAGAGGCGAUUUUCCUUCACCAGGGGAUGGGCAGGAAAGAGGCAGGGGCCCCAGAAGCUUCUGUCCCUCAUGCCUGAGGGCACGGGGGACACUUGGAGGCUGCUGUCACCACUGUGCGUCCAAGGCCAUGCUCUCUGCGGGUCAGUGCCUGAGUCUCGCCUCCCUGCUGGUCCCUGAAGCCCCCUCAGAAGCCCUGCCUGUCACGUCGGCAUUUGUGAGACCUACCCUGUAACGCCUGCCCCUCUCAGCCCAACAUCAGCUUCCUCUUUCUCCCUUGCUGUAGACAGGCUGGAUUCCAGUGUUGGGACAGCCAUCUCCAGAAACCUGACUUAAGAGAGUAAGAUGCAAAUCGUGCCUGUAUCCAGUGGCUUCGGUGGGUGCAGGGAGUCUUGGGCACAGCCAGCUCAGCUGUCUGUGGUAUGAGCAGGAACAGGUGCCACUCCUGCUCAGGGGACCCUGCCCUACACCAGGCUGUUCCGUCCCCCUGGAGGACAUGGGGCCAGGUCUGGAGGCAUUUUGGGUUGUCACAGCUGGGGGCUGUUCCUCGGCUUCAGCGGGUGGAAGCCUCAGAUGCUGUUCAACAUCUUCUGGACACGGGAGGCCCCGACAGAGAGAAGCGUCCACCCGCAAGUCCACAGUCUGAGGUCUCCCCUCAGAGACCCUGCCCUGCACACCCACCUCCAGCCAAAGGUCCUGCCUGCCCCAGGGCUCAGGGGAACCUUGCCGGUCUGUGGAACAGGAGAGGGGACUCUCGCCAGCUGCACCACCCUGCACGUAGUAGGUGUGCGGUAAACAUCCACCAGGGAGGCUCCAUUCAAGGCUGGCAGAUGGGGCGGUCCAUCCCUAGGGCAGGUGACAGAAGGGAAAAGGCUGCCUGCUGGCCCCCGAGCCAGGUAGCACAUGCUUGUGCCUCAGUUUCCCCUCCUGUAAAGUGAGGCGCUGGAUCCAGGUUCUGUCUACUGGGCUCUGCAGCUUGGACGCUCCUAAGACCAAGCGACCCACCCUGGGGAGGGCAGCUAUGGCUUUGGAAUAGCUGUCCAGGCCCGGGUGCCUCCAAGACGGCCACCACACCCUGCCUGUGCUGCAGGGGUGCAGGGGUAAGGGGCAAGACUCCAGAGGCCUCCUCUCUGCAUCUCCUUGUCUUCAGUGGCCGGAGGUGAGGCCUGAGCUCAGGGGAGGGGCUUCUGCCACGAACCCUAUGGCGGGGCACAGCACACUUUUCCCAGGGAGGACCCCUGGGCCCCCUGCAUUAUCCCCAGCGGAGUGUGGGGUCACCUUCCAAGAGCGACAUUGAGAAGCUCCAGCUCUAGGAGUGUGCAGACUCUUAACCAGGCAGGCCCAGGCCCUGGGGCACACAAAGGCGGGGCCUGCUCUCCCCAGCUGCCCCUGCCAAUGGGGGCUGGACUGUCCUACCCUCCUCCCUUCUACCUCCCCACUGUCUUCCCUCUCCACUGUCACCACUGCCUCCCUCUUCCACUGUCCUCCAUGCACUGCCCUCCCUCCACCUUCCCCCACCCCCACCACUCCCCAUGCUGUCCCCAGGCUCCCCCCGCUCUCCCCCCUCCCCACUGUCCCCCUCCCCAUGCUGUCCCCAGCUCACCCCGCUCUCCCCCCUCCCCACUGUCCCCCUCCCCAUGCUGUACCCAGCUCACCCCGCUCUCCCCUCUCCCCACUGUCCCCCCUCCCACUCCCCAUGCUGUCCCCAGCUCACCCUACAUGGACUUGGCGAUGUCCUUCCAUGGCUCACCGGUCUGAAUUUCCAUGAUGAGCCGGGCCUGCAGCUUUGCUCCCCUAUCCCUGCCCAGGCUGCAGCCAUCCAUGCAGGGAGCGAGCUCCAGCACCUGCGGAGUCCUUCCGUGGGGGCCUCUCCGUGCCACAGCAGCCAGGGACCUCAGGUGCCUGUGCAUGACACCACCGCCCAUCCUCAUCCUGAGCCAGCCUCUCAGGAUCAGGACUUGGUUUGGCGGCGUUAACCUUAGAGCCUGCAAGGGGCUUCCUCCUGGUGGGUCUGGCCGUAGCCUGGGGAGGCCACAGCUCCAGGCCACUCCAGACCUCCCUUCCUCUGGGCCUUCCAUGUGGUGGCAACCACCGCAGCUGUAAGGGAGGGAAAAUGGAGCGUUUGUUCUCGGGCUGGGCUGGGGUCUGGGGGAAGCCAUGGGCGUGAAGACUGGGGUAUUAUUUGAUGGAGAAGCGGCCACUCCUGGAGACCGGCGGCAAACACAGAAGCACAGCGUGGAAGGUGCUGGUGUCAGCCCACACGGGUGAUGGGGUCAGACUCAGGAGUCACACUCAGGAGUCACCAGGCUCAAAGGGCCCAGGCACCGCAAGUCCUGCUCAGCCCCAGACACAAUGCAUUCCUGUUGCCCUCGCCCUCAGCCAGGCCCCACGCAGGCCAGGGAGCACUGGCAAAGCUUGGCAACCCUCUGGGGGCCAGCCUUCAUCCAGGCCGAAGGUGGUCAGUGGCCCACCAUGGCCCAGGUAGAAAACUCACGGAUUAAGAUUUCAUGCCCGACUCCAAAGGCAAGAGACUUUAUUAUUUUAUUUUUUUUGAGCCAGAGUAUCGCUCUGUCACCUAGGCUGGAGUGCAAUCUCUGCUCAUUGCAACAUCUGCCUCCCGGACUCAAGCAAUUCUGCCUCAGCCUCCCAAGUAGCUGGGAUUACAGGUGUGCGCCACCAUGCCCAGGUAAUUGUUGUAUUUUUAGUAGAGACAGGGUUUCACCAUGUUGGUCAGGCUGGUUUCAAACUCCUGACCUCAAAUGAUCUGCCCACCUCGACCUCCCAAAGUGCUGGGAUUACAGGUGCGAGCCACCGCACCUGGCUACCAGACACUUCAGAGUUACAGGUUAGUUUUUCUUUUUCUUUUAUUUUUUUUUUUUGGCGGAGGUGCAGGGGGAGUUAAACAAACAAACAAAAUAAACAGGCCGGGUGCGGUGGCUCAUGCCUGUAAUCCCAGCACUUUAGGAGGCCUAGGUGGGUGGAUCACGAGAUCAGGGGUUCAAGACCAGCCUGGCCGAGAUGGUAAAACCCCGUCUCCACUAAAAAUACAAAAAUUGGCCAGGCACGGUGGCUCACACCUGUAAUCCCAGUACUUUGGGAGGCUGAGGUGGGCAGAUCACCUGAGGUCAGGAGUUCAAGACCAACCUGACCAACAUGGAGAAACCCCAUCUCUACUAAAAAUACAAAAUUAGCCAGGUGUGGUGGUGCAUGCCUGUAAUUCCAGCUACUCGGGAGGCUGAGGCAGGAGAAUUGCUUGAACCCAGGAGGCAGAGGUUGCAGUGGGCCAAGAUGGCGCCAUUGCACUCCAGCCUGGGAACAAGAGCGAAACUCUGACUAAAAAAGAAAGAAAGAAAGAAAAAAAUUAGUUGGGCACGGUGGCAGGCGCCUGUAAUCCCAGGUACUCAGGAGGCUGAGGCAGGAGAAUUGCUUGAACCCGGGAGGCAGAGGUCGCAGUGAGCCGAGAUUGCACCACUGCCCUCCAGCCUGGGUGACAGAGCAAGACUCCGUCUCAAAAAAAAAAAAAAAAAAAAUUGGAUACAUUGUAAUACCUCAAAUACUUGUAAGUGAAGCACCCCAGUUCCCAUAGAGCUGCCGCACUCAGAGGCUUCUGUAACCUGCCUGCUCCCAGCAUUCUAUUUAGGGUCUGGUAUGUCCAGAAUUUGCAGACACAGCAAUUCCUGCAGCAGCAGUGCACCAUGUGGAAGGGGCCCCAUGACCAGCCCACUGUGAGCUCACACGUGAUGACUGAGGCUUCUUCACACAGCAGGGCUCUGGGUGUGAUACCCAGGGCACACGCGUUUGCACAGGCACAGGCCACACAAGUUCUCACAUGCUCAGCCCCAUAAGCCGUGCUGGACAGGCAUGGCCAUUUACACCCAGGAUCCUGCUGAGAACAGCAACCAACUCACCACCCUCGCAUCAUGAUCCUUGCCACACAGGGGCUCUGGUGGCUUUGGUGGCCUGGGCUGUGGCUCUGCUGCCAGCCACCUUGAGUGAAGAUCCGGGUUCUCUGGGUGCUACUCAGCUGCUAUGUGGGGAGCUGGCCCCUGGGGUGAUGAGGGCCCUUCCCAACCCGCCCUCAGCCCUUGGACAGCCAGGAUCACCCGGGGCUGUCUGCAUACAGACUUCUCAGGGGAGUUCUCAGCUUGGACCCUUAUCUCCCCAGAAUCCUGGAACCUGCUCCUUCUGCUCUCGUGACUGACUGUGUUCUCUAUGCAACUUCCAAUAAAACCUCUUCAUUUGAAAGGAAAAAA
Homo sapiens (human) is the source of this 8276-nucleotide messenger RNA. RefSeq names its product ICOS ligand. Lineage: Eukaryota; Metazoa; Chordata; Mammalia; Primates; Hominidae. The record is from RefSeq and is a predicted model, not a curated record. Bases 150 to 1700 code for a protein of 516 amino acids. The transcript is spliced from 6 exons.